Molecule: messenger RNA, 814 nt
Organism: Acanthochromis polyacanthus (spiny chromis)
Lineage: Eukaryota; Metazoa; Chordata; Actinopteri; Pomacentridae
Gene: adat2
Product: adenosine deaminase tRNA specific 2
Exons: 6
Coding region: 161-721 (186 amino acids)
Biological process (GO): tRNA wobble adenosine to inosine editing
Cellular component (GO): cytoplasm; nucleus
Molecular function (GO): tRNA-specific adenosine-34 deaminase activity; zinc ion binding
Source: RefSeq, a predicted model, not a curated record
UCUGGAAGUGGUCCGUCCAAUAUUAUCUUCCUCCACCAGUGUCAAUGCAUGGUAGCCGCACUGGUGGGGACGAAAUAGAAAGUGUAGAAAUAUGCUUUAAGCUAUCAUUAUGUUCUAACUGUAUGAAUCGUUAAAUUGAGCAGCAGUAGCGGCAGUAGCCAUGGGACCAGAGGAGGGCUGUGAAGCUGAGUCUUCAGAGAGUUUCUUUCCGGGUGAUGAAGAUAUUGAUAAAUGGAUGUCCAGAGCUUUUGACAUGGCCAGAGAAGCUCUGGAGAACGGAGAGGUGCCUGUCGGAUGUCUGAUGGUCUACAAAGAUGAAGUUGUGGGGAAGGGAAGGAAUGAAGUCAACGAGACUAAAAAUGCGACUCGGCACGCUGAGAUGGUUGCUCUGGACCAGGUCCUGGACUGGUGUCGCUGCAGCGGCCUGGAUGUGAGGAGUGUGUGUGAACGGACGGUCCUGUACGUCACCGUGGAGCCGUGCAUCAUGUGUGCUGCAGCUCUGCGGCUGAUCAAUCUCCCGGUGGUCGUGUACGGCUGCAGGAACGAGCGCUUCGGAGGCUGCGGUUCAGUUCUGGACAUCUCCUCUGCACACUUACCUCAGACUGGGACCACAUUCAAGUGUGUUUCAGGUCACAGAGCAGAAGAAGCUGUGGAGAUGCUGAAGACUUUCUACAAACAGGAGAAUCCAAAUGCCCCAAAACCAAAGACAAGGAAGGACUGACCUCCCAAGAAAUGUGCUGUUGGAUGUUUCUUUCAACAAAUUGUUUGUAUUUACAUUCAAAAAAUCUAACAAUAAAUGUUGUUUUUUUACGUC